AAGAUGGCGGCCGGGAACGGACCGCUUCACUUGCCAGGACACAAGAUGGCGUCGGGCCGGAGGCCGCCCCGGGGCGGGGUGCCGUGUGGCGCGCAUGCGCGGAUGUGCCGCCUGGCGGCGGAGCGGCGGGGGCAGCGCCGGUAGCGGACGAAGGAGCAACAAUGGAUUGGCCCCAACAAAGAUGUUGCAAGUGUUGGGAUAAGACAUCCCAUCUGAAAUGGAGGUGAUCCAGGGAGCUGAAUGCUGACUGCACCAACAUGGGGUUGCGACUCGUGGCUUGUAUUUUCCAUUUGCCCACUGCAGUGAUCUAUGGGUCCCUGUCGCUGUUUGUUUCCAUUUUGCACAACGUGUUCCUCCUGUACUACGUGGACACUUUUGUCUCUGUUUACAAGAUUGAUAAACUGUCCUUUUGGAUUGGAGAGACAGUGUUUCUGAUCUGGAACAGCCUCAAUGACCCUCUGUUUGGCUGGCUGAGUGACCGGGUGUUCCUUAGCACACAGCAGCCUGGAGCAGAGAUUUCCUCCCCUGAAGUAGUUCUGAAGAGACUCAAAGCACUAAGCCACAAUGGCCCCCUCUUUGCCAUCUCUUUCCUGGCUUUCUGGGUUGCCUGGGCUCAUCCUGGUUUGCAGUUCCUUCUUUGCCUUUGCAUGUAUGACAGCUUCCUCACCAUGGUCGACCUCCAUCACAAUGCCUUGCUUGCAGACCUGGCUGUUUCAGCAAAAGACAGGACAAGCCUCAACUUCUACUGCUCCCUCUUUAGUGCCAUAGGCUCCCUCUCUGUCUUCACGUCCUACGCAGUGUGGAACAAAGAGGACUUCUUUUCCUUUCGCAUAUUUUGUGUCCUGCUGGCCCUCUGCUCCAUCGUUGGCUUCACCCUGUCCACGCAGCUGCUCCGCCAGCGCUUUGAGUCUGGUGGGAAAGCAAAAUGGGACCAGGAAUCAACCCUAAAAGAGCUGUACAUUGAGAAACUGUCCGUCCCUCCGGAGAAGAGAAUCACCCUGGCAGAGUAUCUGCAGCAGCUCUCCCGGCAUCGCAACUUCCUCUGGUUUGUUGGCAUGAACCUCAUCCAGGUUUUUCACUGCCACUUUAACAGCAACUUCUUCCCUCUGUUCCUGGAGCACCUGCUGUCAGACCAGAUCUCUGUCUCUACAGGAUCCUUCCUGCUCGGUGUUUCCUACAUUGCCCCCCACCUCAACAACCUCUACUUCCUGUCCCUCUGCCGCCGCUAUGGGGUUUAUGCUGUGGUGCGAGGACUCUUCUUCCUGAAGCUGGCUCUCAGCAUUGUCAUGCUCCUGGCAGGACCAGAUCAGGUGUAUCUGCUCUGCAUCUUCAUUGCCAGCAACCGGGUGUUCACAGAAGGGACCUGUAAGUUGCUCAACCUGGUGGUCACCGACUUGGUGGAUGAGGAUCUAGUCCUGAAUCGCAGGAAGCAGGCGGCCUCAGCGCUGCUCUUUGGGAUGGUGGCUCUGGUCACCAAGCCUGGCCAGACCUUUGCCCCUCUGAUUGGCACCUGGCUGCUCUCUGCAUACACAGGUUACGACAUCUUCCAGCGCAACCCCUUGAGCAACGUGGUGAGUGCCCAGCCGAAGCUGGAGUCUCCUGCAUUCCUGGAGCCAACGCUUCGCCAAGGCUGCUUUUACCUCCUUAUCUUCGUACCCAUCACAUGUGCACUGCUGCAGCUCCUCAGCUGGUCUCAGUUCAGCUUGCAUGGGAAGCGUCUGCAGAUGGUGAAGGCUCAGCGCCAGAACCUGACCCAAGGCCAAGCACCAGAGGUCAAAACGAUCUAGGGGUGCCCAAGCCCACAGGGUACGCCUGGGUGCAGGCUGGUGGGCUGAGACCGCCCAAUGUUUACAGCUCCACUGUGAAAUGCUGUAAUGCCAAUCUUUAUCCAUUCCAAGAGGUGGCCACUGGGGAAGGCAGAGAAGUUCAGCAUGAGGGGCCUGGGGUAGAUCACUUGACCACAGGAGCAAGAGCAUUUUAUCCUGACCUGUUGCAGGAAGAAGCGAGGAGGUGCUGGGUUGCAGUGUGUGCUAGAGACAGAGAACCACAGGGAGCCACGGCCUGUGGCAGAGCGAGAGAACUGCACAGGGAGUCAGUCCUUCCUUGCUAGAGCCCUGCAACUUUGGGGAGUGGAGCAGGAGGCUCCUGAGGGACCAAGUGACUGAGGGAGUGACAGCAGGAGCAGGGAUGAGAGGACCCUGAAGGCCUUUCCCAGUAGAUGCUAUAACCUCUCACACAUAGUGCUGCAGUUCUUGGACCAAAUCCACUAAGGCAUUUCUUGUUCCCAGGACAAUACCCUGCACAGCCAGGGUCUGCUGGCUGCGCUUGUUUUAUGCCAAGUUCCCUCCUUCGUAGCCUUGCAGAGGGAGUUGUUGCAGGCUGGGAAAGGCACUGGGCUUGGAGCCUUGAGCUGUAACAUGGCAUUUGGCAUCCUGCUGCCUGUGUUUAUCCCUCCUCUCCUCUCCACAGCCCUGUCUUAGCACAGUGUCACACAGCUGAGAGCCCCCUCCCACUCUGGCAGGGACUGUGGGGCUGAGGUCAGAGAACCAGCCCCUAACCCAGCCAUGGAAGUGCCUCUGCCCAGGGCCCUCCCAGGUGACAGUGAGGCAGCCUGGCACCUUCCCCUCUCACAGGGGGAGAGCACAGCCUGGAGGAGAAACCAGGACUUGCUUUUGUGCCUUCGAUUCCUCCUUGGAGCCUUUCUGAGAAGGCUGGGCUGGCACAGGGCUGGGAUUUUACCCCUGUGAGGAGAGACAUCUCAGAUGGUCUCCAUUUGAAACGGUGCCCCAGAGUGUGACCAGAUCCAUGGCUGCCAAGCCAUGCACCGGAGGAGAGCAGGUGGUUUUGGCUGGGGGGAUGUAGUCACCAAAGGGAUCCCUGAGGUCAGGGAGUGUCUCUCCAGUCCCUGCAUUGCAUUUGGGGGUAGGCAGAAGUGAUGUGCCAAAGCAGAGCUCUGCCCUAUGCGCGCCUGCAGCAGGAGGGGCGUGCAGGCAGUAUCUGAAGGUGUAUGCAUAGGGAUGUGCUGGUUAGUGCCAGGUUCCCUCAGGUUACCCACAAACCUGCCAUCCUGCCUCAGGACACGGCUGCCUUCUGUCUCAGACCAAGACGGUUCCUGCUGUGAGGCUUCUGUAGCUCUUGGUGUUCCAUUAUGUGCAACUUACCACAAGGUUUGGGAAUGAUUCUUCAUUUCAUAAAGUAAUCUUUUUCUGUACUGCUUGGUGUUUUUUUCCCAGUGGGUGGAUGGCACCUGGCUGUGAUUGUGUGGGAGAAAAGGGGCAUAACUGCACCAGCCCUUGGCCUCUCCACAGUGAAAAACUGAGGUCUUGAGGAUAAUGGUUGCUGGGGAGUAGAGCAGCUUUGGACAUCACCAGUGUACAUCACAGCUGAAGCCCAGGCGCCUCCUCCCCUCAGCCCAAAAGCCAGGCCAGGAAUGUGAUCCCAGACAAGAGAUGGUGUUUUCUGGCUGAGAUCAGGCAGCAGCAAACCUUCAGUCGAGAAAAACAUGGGUUACCUCCUUACCACUGCACGUGUGGGAAGAUGAGGCCAGGAGGCUUGAGGGUUGUAUAUGAAUGACUUUAUUUAAGUAUGCUGGGCACCACCAGGCAACAUGGUUUGGACACUGUGCGAGGGAACAGUCAGGCAGAUCAAACGAAUGCUGGAUCGAAGACGGCACCUUUCUGUCCGGUCACUGCAGGUUACAAAGGGGAGCACUGCUGCUUCUGCAAGGGCAGCAGUGGGGCAGGGAGCAGGAGAUCACUGGCACUGCCUGGGACGUGCUGACCGAACCGACAGGGGGGGAUGCUGCUUCUCCUCCACAUGCUGCAGCAAACCAGCAAGAGGAACUGAUUUUCCAGCAGAAGGCUGAGCAUUGAUGGUUCUUUUCUACCUGACGGGUUCUUGCUUAAAACAGUCUGCUCUGAGGGGUAAGUGAACAAGCAGCUUGGCUUCAGCUGGAAGGAGACCACCACUCCUGCCUGCCUACAGCCUCUGGAGCCCAGUGGUGGGCCCUGGGACGAUGGUGCCUACACGGGCAACAUGCUGCUGCUCCCAUUCACCUGGGCUGGGACAAGACACCCGCUUUCCGACUCCUCUGCAGCAGCCCUGUAGCUCCUACCCCAGCUCUGCACUCGAGAGCAAGUGACCCCAAGGUGAUGCAUGGCAAUGAACAGGAUGGAGGGGAACAGGGAGGAACUGCCACCGAGCAACUCCAGCUCCACUGCUACUGCCACGUACUGCAGAAAAGCAACAGAAAGAAAAGAGCACCAAAUAACGCAGAAGACAAACCUGAAGGGGAAGCAGUGGCACACCCCAACGCAAGCGGGUCCGUAGCCCUGCCCUUGCCUGUAGAGCAGUAGAAGCAAAGCAGCCACCAGCUGAACAAAGGCACACAGCCAGCAUGACAGGGUCCUGCUCACAAACCUGCUGCUCACACCAAUGUCCUGGUAGGGUUUAUUGUCCUCUCCUUCAAUGCACUCAUAGAGAACAGCAGUUACCGGGUGGCAUCACAGGGCUGGCUGCUGCACUAAGCGAGUGUGCUGUACGCAGCCUUAACAUUGAGCAAGGGACAGCUGGCAUCAGGUGUUCAAAGAAGACCCAAAGCGUAAUUCCCAGGUGCUGUGGUCAGUUAUUUGAGAUAUCCUCAGACAUUUCAAUAAAUAAAGCAAUUUUUACAUUACAA
This is a messenger RNA of Pezoporus occidentalis (night parrot), 4678 nucleotides long. It is a transcript of the gene SLC68A1, whose product is annotated as major facilitator superfamily domain containing 13A. The transcript has 9 exons. Lineage: Eukaryota; Metazoa; Chordata; Aves; Psittaciformes; Psittacidae. Bases 258 to 1787 code for a protein of 509 amino acids. The record is from RefSeq and is a predicted model, not a curated record.